UAUAAUCGUCGGAUCUGAAAAAACGUGUGAAAUCUUCGUCAACUGGAAAUAUCUUAUUUUAGACUUCCGACUUCUGUUCCUCUAUUUUACAGAAAGUUUCGAAUUUAACAGAAUCCUUUAACAACCCCGGACCAAAUUUCAUCGUCUUCUUCAUCAUCCUCAGCUCGCAGCAAAUUUGUUAGUGGAAUGCUCUUAAUCAAUUGAGCUGUUACUUUAGAAGUCACUUUCCUGUACUUUCGUGGCUGGAGGAGCCUCUCUAAGUAAGAAUGGCAGUGAAUACUUCUCAGCAUGGAAAUAAUGCAUCUUGUGAAGGUAAAGAUUUUCCUGCUUACCUUCAUCUGGGUACACGUGGUUGGUACUUCACCAAAGACGAAAUAGACAAUUAUUCGCCAUCUAGAAAGGACGGGGUCGACCGGGCCAGGGAAUCUUCACUUCGCAAAUUAUAUUGCUCGUUUCUUAAAGAUCUUGGCAUGAAGCUUCGAGUGAGCCCUGUAACAACGGCCACUGCGACGAUGUUCUGUCAUCGAUUUUAUAUGCGCCAAUCUCAUGUAAAGAAUGAUUGGCAGACAGUUGCAACUGCAUGCAUGUUUCUUGCUUCCAAAGCGGAGGACAACUUACGUCCAUUGAGGGAUGUGGUAUUGGUGGCAUAUGAAUUAAUCUAUAAAUGGGAUCCUUCAGCUACUGAGAGAAUCAAACAGCGGGAAGUUUAUUAUAAGCAGAAGGAACUAAUUCUAGUUGCCGAGAACCUUUUACUAGUGACAAUUGACUUUGACAUGGGUAUCCAACAUCCAUUUAAGCCUCUUGUUGGUGCCUUGAAGAGACUGAAGAUCUCCAACAAUGAUGUUGCAAAAGCGGCUUGGAAUCUUGUCAAUGAAUGGCUUAGAACAACGUUAUGCUUGCAGUAUAAACCCCACUACAUUGCUGCUGCAUCCUUGUCAGUUGCAGCCAAGCUUCUCAAUUUCAAGCUGCCAAUGAUUGAUGGAAAAAUUUGGUGGCUGCAGUUCGAUGUAUCACCCAAGCAACUAGAAGAAGUUACACAACAAAUGCUUCGGUAUUUCAAGCAUGAUGAAAAACAAAAAGUACCACAAGUGUCUAAUGAUGUGAUCAAAGCACCUAGUUUGAAAGUUGAAAAGGCCACAACUACAAGUCAGAGUGCUCAAAGCAGCUUAACGGUUGGUUCAGAUCUUGGGACGAAUCCUGCUCUAGUGGCUGGCCGGGAGCAAAAUUCUCAAUCAUACAAGUGUGGGAUGAAGGGUACUAACCAAGUUAUGGCGAAGGCAGCAUCAGAGUAUCAGUCAAGUGACUGCUGUAGUGGAAUUAGUAGUGUCAUUGAUUGUGAUAGUGUUGAUACAAGUUCCAAAACUGCUAAUGUAGAUGAUGCACUUGGAAAAAUUGAUGUGGACAGGCUUAAAGGGGCAUUCCAGCGAACACGGCGUGUAAAAUUCACUAAAAAUAAGGUUGUGGUAGCAGGACAAAGCGAACUGGAGAGUGAUCUUUUCAUUGAGAGUGAACUGGAGAAAGGAGUAGAACUUGAGUAUAUGGCUGCUGUUAAGAGACAAAAGGUGCUUUAAGAUUAUUGUACGAGGUGGAAUUCGAAAUCUCCAGCUAUCACUUAUUAUUGCAAAGCUUUUAUCUUAUUGGAUUGUUAUUAUUAUUGUAUGGAUUCUCGGUAUGCUCAAUCGUAGAAAUGAUGUAUACCAGUAAUUUGGAUGUAAAUAUUUUGCCACGGGAUAUGCCUGCUUGGUUGCUUCCAAUGCUGGCAUGAGAUUUUGAUUCUAUUCAAUGAUAGAUAGCGCAAUGCCAUUUUUAGCUAUGA
Spinacia oleracea (spinach) is the source of this 1816-nucleotide messenger RNA. RefSeq names its product cyclin-T1-3. NCBI's taxonomy places the organism in Eukaryota, Viridiplantae, Streptophyta, Magnoliopsida, Caryophyllales, Amaranthaceae. Gene Ontology annotation, biological process: regulation of transcription by RNA polymerase II. The coding region runs from base 267 to 1571 and encodes 434 amino acids. The record is from RefSeq and is a predicted model, not a curated record. Gene Ontology annotation, molecular function: cyclin-dependent protein serine/threonine kinase regulator activity. The transcript is spliced from 7 exons.